AUUACAAGCUCAAAUUAAAGCAAACCCACCAACAUAUCCUUCAUUCAUUUUCUCUCAACUACUACAUUUCUAUUCCAAACUUCAAAACCCCCAAAUGGGCAAGCCAGGCUAUACCAUGUCUCUGCUUGUAAUGGUACUUGUUGGUCUUAUGGCCGCACAGGCCACUGCGUUGAUGCCAUACACAAGGUCCCUAUGGGACAUGAUGCUCCCAUCUGAGGACCCUUUUAGAAUCCUUGAACAAACCCCACUAACCAUCCCCAAAGGCAUUGAGAACCUUGCUUUGGCACGUGCAGACUGGAAGGAGACCCCCACAGCUCAUGUCAUAACCUUGGACGUACCUGGGAUAAACAAGGAUGAUAUCAAGAUUGAGGUGGAGGAUAACAGGGUGUUGAGGAUCAGUGGAGAAAGGAAAGGUGAAGAAGAAACUGAGGGUGACAAGUGGCAUAGGGCUGAGAGGACUAAUGGCAAGUUCUGGAGGCAGUUCAGGUUGUCAGGGAAUGCGGAUUUGGAUCAUGUUAAGGCACAUAUUGAGAAUGGUGUUUUGAGGAUCACAGUGCCAAAGUUUGCUGAGGAGAAGAAGAGGCAGCCUAAAGUGAUUAACAUUGCUGUGGAGGGGUCCUCUGGUGAAGACAUUAAGGCUACCAAGGCUGAGAUGUAAAGAAGAAUGCUUUGGGUUUUUUUUGGUUGGAUCUCACUUUUGUAUUGCAAUAUGUAUGUUUCAAGGAAAAUAUGAUACUACUUUGUACCGGCAAUUUGGUUUUGUAUUUCAAGUUUUUGUAAUCUGGUCUUGAUGCAAUAAAAUCAAGUUUAUAAAUUGGAAAUUUCGGCCAUGCUUUAAUUAA
Messenger RNA from Quercus lobata, 842 nucleotides. RefSeq names its product 22.7 kDa class IV heat shock protein-like. The record is from RefSeq and is a predicted model, not a curated record. The transcript has a single exon. NCBI's taxonomy places the organism in Eukaryota, Viridiplantae, Streptophyta, Magnoliopsida, Fagales, Fagaceae. The coding region runs from base 95 to 658 and encodes 187 amino acids.